Molecule: messenger RNA, 4398 nt
Organism: Mesorhabditis belari
Lineage: Eukaryota; Metazoa; Nematoda; Chromadorea; Rhabditida; Rhabditidae
Source: the annotation of a GenBank genome assembly
AUGGAUAGUGGCAAUGAAUCGUCGGCGGCGAUGCAACCACCGUUGAAUGUGACUACGGUGAAGCGGGAAGAUCUCGUCGAGUACAUACAAUCCACAGCGGCACCGCUUUUCGGGGCCAAAAAAGGACACGAUGAGUUAUCGAUGAUUCUGCAGGCUUCGGACGCAAUUGAUCGUUUCAUCGCCGACGCCAAGACGAAUGUACUUGUCAUUGAGCGUUCUUUCUACAAAGAAGUCACUGAUGCGGAGGGUGAAAGCGAGCAAGGAGAAGACAGUGUGAUGUUCUCGGUGCGAAACGUUGUCCUUUUUCGAAACGAACGAAGUACAUCCAUCAUCUAUAUUCGACGAGGGACGGUGAUCGAGGCCGAGAAGCCGAUUUCGGAUCAAACGCAAGUGCUUGUGCUGAGCGACGGAAGCCCCUACGAAACUUUAUGGGCAAUCAUCGGAAAAGCCGUUACUCCAUACUUCAAGUCGUUCAUCCGAGAAAGUGGCCGUGGAGAUCGAGACGGUGACAAGUUGGCGCCAGCAGUCGAGAAGAAUCUCAACGAGGCCGAAGUCGCACUUCUCCAUUUGCAACAAAACAUCGACAUCCCGGAGAUCAACCUCAUCAUUAAUCCGCACAUUCAACAGGCCAUCCAACUGGCGAUUGAUCAGGGACGACGUGCAAAGAUUGAGGACCUCGGAAAUUUGAUUGAGGACACCGACUUCUUGAAUGCUCUACAAAGUGGUGUCGGUCGUUGGAUCAAAGAGAUUCAAAAGGUGACGAAGUUGGAACGUGAUCCUGCUUCCGGCUCUUCACUUCAAGAGAUGAACUUCUGGCUGAACUUGGAACGAGCUUUGCAGAAGAUUCAGCAAAAGCGUGAAAGCGAUGAGGUGCAAUUCACUUUGGAGGCGUUGAAAGCCGGAAAACGAUUUUACGCAUUGGUCUCAUUCGACUCGGACACAGGAUUGAAGCCAGCUAUUGCACAAGUUACUGAUUGCAACCUUUUGAUGAAGGAGAUGCCAUUGAAUGAAAUCGUCUCGGCUACGGAUCUUAUUGCCCUCCGUGAGGCUAUUGGAAAUGUUUUCACUCAUCUCAAGAAGCUUCGAUCAACAAAGUAUCCAAUUGGACGGGCCCUUCGUUUUCUGGAAGCGAUCUCCCGGGAUUUGAACACACAGAUGAUCAAGAUAUUGAGUACAAGACGAUUAAUGCAUAUCUCGAUCAAGGAGUUUGACCACAUUAUCAAGGAGGUGUUUGAAGUGUUCGCCAAAUGGGACGAUGAAUAUGAUCGAUUGCUUUACUUGCUGCGUGAUUUGUCGAAGAAGAAACGAGACGAGAACACGAAGCUUUCCUUCAAGACCAACCCGGUGCAUAAGAAGUUCGAGCGUCGAAUGACGAAUAUUUUUUUUUUCCGAAGACAACACGAUCAAUUCCGUUCGGUCAUUGAGAGAGUGCUCUGCCGACGACAAAAGUUGAGCGAAGGACUUCUACAGGGGAAAAGUGCGGCUCUCGAAUUGAAAGAUUCGACGGCAAUUGAGCUGAUCGAUCGAGCGUACGAUUACGUCAAAGAAGCUGACUGCUUGGAUGUUUCGCCUGAAGGGAACGCUUCGUGGGAUGCUGCCCGAAAUAGAUACGAGGAACAAGUUAAACGCGUGGAGAACGACAUCACUGCUUGUCUUCGAGACCAACUUGGAGCAGCAAAGAACGCAAAAGAAAUGUUCUCCAUCUUCUCCCGCUACAACGCUUUGUUCGUCCGUCCACAUAUUCGAGGUGCUAUUCGAGCAUAUCAGACUCAAUUGAUCGACAAGGUCAAGGAAAGCAUCACCGAGUUGCAGGAGAUCUUUGCAGCGAAGAAAAACGAUCAACGCCAUCACGAUCAAUUGACUUCUCUUUUCGACAUUCAACCGCUCUCCGCUCGUAUCACCUUUGUGCGGAACAUCGAGAACAAGCUAAACGAUUUGAUGAAGAAAGUGGAAUAUGUUCUUGGCAAGGGAUGGGAAAAUCACGUUGAAGGCCAACAACUGAAGAAAGAAAGCGACAAUUUCGGCAAGAAGCUUGAUGUCCAACCGAUGCUCGACGAAUGGAUCAAGCAAAUGCACGAGAAAACCAUUUCCGCAUCGGCACGCUUGUUCUUGGUGGAGAAGCGAAGCAAGGAUGGAAAACCAUUGUCAAUUCUAAAGGUGAGCUUCCAGUUGCUCAUCGCCUCUUCAAGAAAAGAAGUUCAAUCGAUUCUACUUGAGGGUGCUCAACUUUCGUGGGAGUCAUACAAGCUCGAGCCAUACGUCACCAAGAUUCAUCAAGCGGUCAACAAAUACAGCGAGAACGAAUCGGAAGAAAUCGAUGACUACAAAGAGCAAAACAUUCAACUUCCACAUGUGCAGCCGGUUUGCAUUGAGAUUCGAUUGACAGCACAAACAAUCUACGUAUCGCCAUCGAUUGAACAAGCACGAGCCCGCCUUUUGGAACAACUUUUCGACUGGCAAUCGAUUGUCACUUUGCAACCGAGAGUCUCGAGCACUCGCUUCCAGUUGGCGAUGAAUUCUGACACCUUGGAGAAGACGUACAAAGAUGUGUUGUCAGCUUUGCCUGGAGGACUAAGCGUUCUUGAGUUGGCGUAUUCGACAGUUGAUGCAAUCAUGAAAAAAGUGGAAGACUACGUCGGUGAAUGGCUCCGUUAUCAAGCACUCUGGGAUCUUCAAGCUGAGGAAACUCAAAAGAGAAUCUUCCCCGUGAUCAUCGAUUAUGUGAAGGUGCAAAGCAAGGUCACACUCAAGUACGACUAUUGGCACAAGGAGGUUCUGCAGAAGUUCGGAAACGUUCUGGGACAAGAAAUGCAAACAUUCUUCGGAAACAUCUCGAAGUGGCGCGGCGAAUUAGAGAAUCAGAGUGUCGACUCCGGGUCAACGAAUGACGCCGUUCAAUUGAUCACCUACGUGCAAAUGCUCAAGAAACAGACGAAAUCUGGACAAGAACAUGUCGAUCAGUUCCGGAACGCUCAACGAUUGCUCAGCCAACAUGUUGACGGUGAAUGGGGUGCUCUGCAAGACAUUUUGAUGCGCAAGGACUCGUCUAUCCAAAAUCAGGUUGCCAAUCUGCAAAGCAAAAUCAAGGAGGAAGAUGAGCUUGUCGAGAAGCGGACGGUUGAAACGUUGCAAGAUUGGGAACGAUCACGGCCAAUUGAAGGUGGACAAAGACCAGCCGAUGCGUUGACUCUACUCACCAAUUUUGAGCAACGGAUGGGGAAAUUACAGGAAGACCGCGAAAAGAUGAAAAAGGCACGUUUGGCUUUGGACAUGACAGAGAACACUGGUGUGCCGGCGGAAGCUGAUCGACUUGUUGUCGCCUUAGAAGAGCUGAACGACCUCAAGGGCGUAUGGGAGGCCUUGAAACCGUUGUACACUAAAGUCGACGAAAUGAAGGACAAGACCUGGUUGAGUGUGCAGCCAAGAAAACUCCGAGAAAGCCUUGACGAGUUGUCACAAAAGCUCAAAGGACUUCCCGUCAAAUACAAGACCUACAAGAGCUACGAAAGUGCCAAGGAGUUGAUGCAAAAUUACUCGAAGAUGAACAUGUUAAUCACGGAGUUGAAGUCGGAGGCGCUGAAAGAAAGGCAUUGGCGUUUGUUGAUGAAAGAACUUCACGUCAAUUGGAAUCUGCAAGAUUUGACUCUUGGCCAAAUCUGGGAUGCAGACAUUCAACGACAUGAAAGUGCUAUCAAGCAAAUUUUGUUGGUGGCCCAGGGAGAAUUAGCACGGGAAGAGUUCUGGAAACAGCAAAUUCUGCAAGGUCAACCACAUCGGUACAAUCGUGUUCUGUCCACUCUGACCUCAAUCUCGGAUCCAACAUUCCCGCAAAUCAAUUUGGAUCACUUCUAUGGCUACACGCCGGCUGGACAAACGAGAUGGGUCUCUUCACAACAGGUGGACACGGUCGGACUACAAGAUCCUUCUCGGCGAUACUCGUCCUCUGUCCAAAAUCUCGUAUCCAACAUUCCCGCAAAUCAAUUUGGAUCACAGGACGCUACAAUGGUUCAGCAAAGUCGGAAUGUGAAGAAUGGUCCGUUGGCUGAGCUUGUGCAUGGCAAAUUCCUCUCCGCACAACACCUGAAUUUGGUUGAACAACGAGAAACGGUUGCUUCAUCUCCCAUGAAGAGAGCCAGACAUCAUCUGAAAUUCUCAAAUCUUCCACCGGGGUUUUCCGUCAAAGAUGUGAUUCAGAAUAUUCUCGGCACGGAUAAAAUGCUCGUCAUUUGGCAUGGAAGGCCGGAUAUCCGUCUCCUACGUGAUGAAAAUAGUGGCUCUCCCUAUUGUAUUGCUCAAUUCAUCAACGAAAGGAAAGCUAAAAAGAUUCGUGUCUUCUGGAACGGGACAGAGAUCGUGAAAGGCCAAGGAAAGCUGAUCAUCGAAUACUUUAACGACUAC